Molecule: messenger RNA, 921 nt
Organism: Orycteropus afer afer
Lineage: Eukaryota; Metazoa; Chordata; Mammalia; Tubulidentata; Orycteropodidae
Product: olfactory receptor 7A5-like
Biological process (GO): G protein-coupled receptor signaling pathway
Cellular component (GO): membrane
Molecular function (GO): olfactory receptor activity; G protein-coupled receptor activity
Source: RefSeq, a predicted model, not a curated record
AUGAAACCAGGAAACCAAACACGUGCUUCAGAAUUCAUCCUUUUGGGGCUCUCAGAAGAGGCAGAGCUGCAGCCCCUCCUGUUUUGGCUGUUCCUGUCCAUGUACCUGAUCAUCUUCACUGGGAACCUGCUCAUCAUCUUGGCCAUCAUCAUGGACCCCCACCUCCACACACCCAUGUACUUCUUCCUCUCCAACCUCUCUUUUGCAGACAUCUGUUUAACCUCCACCAUCAUCCCAAAGAUGCUGCUGAAUAUCAAGAGGCAGAAUAAAGUGAUUACCUAUGAAGCUUGCAUCACCCAGAUGUAUUUUUCCUUGCUUUUUGCAGCAUUUGACCACUUUCUCUUGACUGUGAUGGCCUAUGAUCGGUUUGUGGCCAUCUGUCACCCUCUGUACUAUACAGUUAAAAUGAACCCCAAGUUCUGUUGCCUCUUGCUUCUGACAUCCUGGUUAUUGAGUGUUCUGGACUCUCUACUAAAUGGCUUAAUGGUUCUGCAAUUGUCUUUUUGUACAGAAUUGGAAAUCCCCCACUUUUUCUGUGAACUUAAUCAGGUCAUCCAACUUGCUUGUUCUGACACUUUCCUCAAUGGCUUAGUGAUAUAUUUGAUAACUGGAUUUCUUGGUGUUGUACCAAUUUCUGGAAUAAUUUUCUCUUACAUUAAGAUUGUGUCCUCCAUUUGGGGAAUUUCAUCAGCUGGGGGCAAGUAUAAAGCCUUUUCCACUUGUGGUUCUCAUCUCUCAGUUGUUUCCUUGUUCUAUGGUACAAGUCUUGUAGUUUAUCUCAGUUGCGCUGUUACCCAAAACUCCAGGGAUAUUUCAAUAGCUUCAGUAAUGUACACUGUGGUCACACCCAUGCUAAACCCCUUUAUCUACAGUCUUAGAAACAAGGACAUAAAACAGGCCCUACGAAAACUUUUCAACUGA